CUUAUCAAGCAGCAGAUUCUCUCCCUCCAGUUUAGGAAGGAGCACCUUCUGCGCAAUCAUUUCUCAGCUGACGGAGGAAACCCAGCCACUAUUUGAAACCACUAUCAAAUCCCGUUCUGUGUCCAAGGACUCUGAUGCUAAAUUCACGUGCAUAGUGACAGGAUACCCGCAGCCGGAGGUGACGUGGUAUAAGGAUGAUGAAGAGAUGGACCGCUAUUGUGGCUUACCCAAGUAUCAGAUAUUCCGUCAUGGAAAUCGCCACACCUUGCAGCUGUACAAGUGCCAAGAAGAAGAUGCAGGCAUUUACCAGGCCUCAGCUAGAAAUAACAAAGGCAUUGUGUCCUGCUCUGGUGUGCUGGAAGUGGGAACCAUGACGGAGUUCAAAAUCCAUCAGAAGUGGUUUGCCAAAAUUAAGAGAAAAGCUGAAGAAAAGCUGCGAGAGAUAGAACAGGGCAAGAAGCGAGUGAAAGAGAAUGUGGAGGUGGAGAGGUUGCAGGGAAUGAGUCCCGAUCGGCUCCAGAGAAAGCGGAGGCUGGUCAGGGAUGUGAAUCUCCAGUCAGGAGCCUCUCUAUGGGAGAAAGAGGAUGCAGCAAAAGUUCAUGUUGCUGACUCUCAGUCCAUAUUACACAAGGAUAUUGCUGAACCAAAGGAGCAGCCAGUAAAGGUGAUGACGGGCUUUCCAAACAAACUGAUCGCGCCGUUGAAAGCAGAGGUGACCACCAAUGGAGAUGCCUCUUUGGAAAGUGUGGAGGAUAAUGGGAAUGGCUUUCUCACAUAUAUCUAUGAGACGGUGGAGGACCUCACGACUAAGCCAGUAGCAAAAGACUCUGCUGCUAAAAAGAAAAAGAAAGUGGAGGCUCCUCCAGCAGCAAAGCAGGAAGUUUCCAAGCGAGAAGAAAGUGCACGAGACAGGGCCAACCCCUCUCUAAAUCCAAGGUUUGCCCCUCCUGUCCCCUUACGCAAGAACACACAUUUGAGGGGGUCAGAUGAUCAAGAAGUGGAAAACAGUCUAAAAAUCAAAGAGCCUGGGAAAGCUGUGAAUCAGGACACUAAAAUCAAUGGCGACAUGCACUUCUCUUUGAAAGAGAUGUAUUUUGACAGGCAAAUGGAGCCAGCAGCAGGGAAGGAGGAGGUGGGAGCCAAGGAAGAGGCUGCGAGCAAGGCUGCCCUGCAGCCACUGGCAAUCAUCAGACAGCCAGAGGAUGCUCCGUCGUCCUCACAGGUGGCAGAGGCAGGACCUGUGCUAUCCGACAGACAGAGAGGCCAGCACCAAGCACAGAUGGCGGAGAGAAACAAAGCUAUUGCAGCAGCAGUGGGACAGUCUGCUUGUGACCUAAAACAUCCAGUGUCUGCUUCAACCACAGAGGCUGGUCAGCAAGCCAGUAAGUUAGAGGAGCUCAGGAAAGAGAUACCUCUCUGCCGGGAGACCGGGGAAUCUGGGAAAAGGACAAAUCCUCGGCUGAGGCCACAGGAACCACCAAAGCCACGAGCACCUUCUCCAGACCACAUACAAUCCAGCAAGGAGCAACCUGCCUCUAGGAAACAGACAGAAGAACAUUCCCUUGCUCGUGAGGGCAGAGAGACCCCACCAGCACUGUUAAAUCAAGAGGACAAAAGCCAAGGUGAGGAAAAGCCAUUACUAAAGAAACUGAGUCCUUCAGAGCCCAUAGAAAACACUCCUCUUGAGCAAAUCACACAUCAGACAUCAAUCAAGGAUGGGAAGAGUGAAGAGGCAGGAAUGGAGCUAUCUGGGAGCCAUCACAGUGCAAAGGCAGGAAGGAGAGGUGCAGCAGAGCCAUCUCCUGGGGCUGUGCACCCAGAGGUGGAAGGGACACAUUUAGGAUAUCUGCAGACUGAAUGUCCAGCUCCGGAUUCAGUUCAGUUUGCCACAGAAGAGACACUCCCUGCUCCUGCAGCAGGAACAUCAGUGGUGCAGGAGGCACUGCUUGCAGCUCAUGGUGCCCCAGGGAUGAAGACCACAGCAGGAGAGGUUCAAUCUGGAGCCCAGCUGCUGCCUCCUGUGAGCAGAGAAAUAGAAAUCAGAAAAGCAGAUGGAUCUGCCUCACAAGAGAAGUUUUCAGCCAGUAUGUUAGGGGAGGAUAGUGCCAAAUCAGUGCCUGUGGGACCCCAGGGGAAGGAAAGAGGAGAGCAAACAGCGACAGGUCUGCACCAUGAGCUGGCAGCACCUUCAGGCACUUUUGAUGGAGGUGCUGAGGUUCAGCCACAAGUACCGCUGGUCCUGCCUAGCCCUGAAAGACAGCAGGAGAUGUCUUUGGAGGAGAAGAUGCAGCACAAAAACCUUGUUUCCUCCUUGAAGAACUAUCUGCUGCUGCUUUUAAAAAUGUCAGAUAGCAGUAAGGAUGCCAUGAAAGAAGACACUGACACCAGUGACAGGGAGCAGCCCAAUGCAAAGGAAUUCAUGCUCCCAGAAAUAGGCAUUGCAGGCCUGAGCCCCCGCACCUCAAGGAGAGUUUUGGAAAAGGUACAAAACAAUCAGCUCUUCCAAACAGCAGAGAACUUGCCUCUGACUCCCAGGACGUCCAGGCGGAUCACAGGCAUGAUUAAUGAGGAAUUCAUUACCAGCAAGGAGAUGCUGGCUUGCAGGCCUGUGCCACCAAAGAGACGUACCCGGGUCGCUGCCGAAGGAGAGGGGCCACCCCAGCUCUCUGUGCCCUCCAUCGUGGUGGGCAGCAUCCCAGCUACAGGAGUGGGGCAGCCUCCUAGUGAGAUUCCAAAUUUGCCUGCAGCAAGCCCUGAAAAAGAGAGUGCUGGUGGCCCUCUGGCAGUUCUACCUUGUGCCACGCCAGAGGAGCUGGCUUCCGGAGCCCGGCGCAAAAUAUACCUGCCAAAAAACAAGCAGGCUGGGGAGGAAGAGGAGGCAACCACCGAGAGCCCAGGCCACAUGAGAAGUCCAAACGUUUCACCACGGCAGUGCAGGAAGAACAUGGCCCCGUUGCCAUCGCCUGCCCUGGCUCUGUGCCCUCCUGCAGAGCAGUGCUCACCAACCCUCACGAGGAAGAUGGCGACGUUGGAGGUUCCUAAGCUGUAUGAGGAGCCCACAGGUGACAGCAGUACUGACCAUGAGGUCCCUGAAGAUGCUAAGCCAGAAGCACAGCCAGCAGAGUCCAAGAAAGCAAAUAACCCCUUUAAAGCUCCACAGGUGAUUCGUAAGAUCAGGGCAGAACAAUUUUCUGAUGCAUCAGGAAACCUGAAACUUUGGUGCCAGUUCUUCAAUAUUUUGAGUGAUUCUAAGCUGAUGUGGUACAAGAAUGAGAUCCCUGUAGCAGAAGCACAAAGGAGCGCUGGUGACGAGAGCCAGGCAGCCUUGGCUCUUGUGCAGGCAUCCCAGAAGGACUGCGGGGUCUACCGAUGUGUGAUCAGCAAUGAGUAUGGCACUGACUCCACUGAUUUCCUGCUCAGCGGAGAAGUGCUGUCAGGAUUUAUCUUGCGGGAAGAGAUCGAAGUUGGUGAGGAGAUUGAGAUGACGCCCAUGGUAUUUGCGAAGGGUCUGGCUGACGCAGGCUACUGGGGAGAUAAGCUCUUCGGGCGCGUAGUGAGCGAGGAUGCGGAAGUGGGUGCUGGUUUCCUGCACAAAGCCUGCCGGGCCAGAGCCAUCUACGGCCUGGAGCCCAUCUUUGAGUCUGGCCGCACGUGUGUCAUCAAAGUACACAAUUUCAUUGUCUUUGGGACCAAGAAUGAGAACAGUCUGAUCGAGAAGAACUAUGAUAUCACCAUCCAGGAAUGUAAAAUCCAGAACUCCAGCCGCGAGUACUGCAAGAUCUUUGCUGCUGAGGCACGAGCUGUCCCUGAUUUUGGAGCAGUGCCUGAGAUAAUUCCUCUGUACCUGGUUUACCGACCAGCCAACAACAUCCCUUAUGCCACGAUGGAGGAGGACCUUGGUGUACCCUGUGAGCAGUACUGUGUCACUGAGAGAGAUGGCAGCUUGGUGGCACGAGGCGUUUCAGAGAUUGUGCUCAAAUGCUGCACCUUCCAGCAUUGGGUCUAUCAGUGGACAAAUGGAAACAUCCUUGUGACUGACAUGGAAGGAGUGGGCUGGAAGGUGACCAAUGUGCGGAUUGCUACCAACCUGAAAGGGUACCAGGGGCUGAAGGAAAGUUGCUUCCCCUCCCUACUGGAGCAAUUCACGACCGCUCACCAGUGUAACCACUACUGCAGCAUCCUCGGCCUGAAGACGCUGGAGCCAGCCAAGCCCAAGGGCUCCAAGAGCCCUUCCAUGGGUAGGAAAUCUGCCCAGUCCAGUCCCCAGCUCCAGAAGAAGGGGCUGGCAAGUCCCCAGGGUACGCGCAAGGCUGCUGUGAGCCCCAAGAGCUCUCGGAGAGCAGCAGAAACAGGGGAGAUCCCAGCAGCCUCCAAACCCAAGUCAGGAGAGAGCAGCAGGUCUGGCUGCCCACAGUAG
This is a messenger RNA of Nestor notabilis (Kea), 4417 nucleotides long. RefSeq names its product alpha-kinase 3 (gene ALPK3). The record is from RefSeq and is a predicted model, not a curated record. Gene Ontology annotation, molecular function: ATP binding; protein serine/threonine kinase activity. Gene Ontology annotation, cellular component: nucleus. Gene Ontology annotation, biological process: protein phosphorylation; cardiac muscle cell development. The annotation marks the transcript as partial. NCBI's taxonomy places the organism in Eukaryota, Metazoa, Chordata, Aves, Psittaciformes, Psittacidae. The transcript is spliced from 13 exons.